UUUUUUUUUACAAAUUUUUAUUGAAACCAUUUUCACGCAAAUAAAAAUUCAUUGUGCAACAACAAACUGGAUUUUAUAUCAUAAAGCAUUGCAACGCACGCUACACCGCAUGCAACGAAGCAGUGCGCCAUCUAGCAACCACCCUACAAUUUGAGCUGCAAACCACCGGCCGCCGCAGGCGUCUCAUCCCACCGAAAAACUAGUCCACAAUUAAACGUGCAACGGCAAAAACUACAACUAGACAGCCAGUGCGACGAGAAACGCUGCACAAUUAAAACCUAAUCUUAUUGGAAUCCCUCUCAGCUCACUUGUGGCGGCACAAAUUGGUUUAGCAUUGCGCGUCCUUCUCAAACUCGGAAGUAUAAGUUCAUAAACAACGUCCACUAAAACACUCACACAAAUAUUAUGGCAAAUCUAAUGAAUCGUGCACGUGAUAAUUUUCUAGGCAACAACAACAAUCAACAUAUGCACGACGAGGGUGUCGUGAUGCCCGAUGUUGAUAAUAGCAUGGAUGACGGGGAUAUGGAUGAUCCUAUGGUGCUAAGUACUCCCGGGCGUACGCUAAAUGCCACAAUGAGUGACCAAGCGCUCAAUACUCUAAAUGAGCUGCGGCGCAACAAUCUACUCUGUGAUGCAGUUAUAUCGGUGUCCGAUGAUUCUUUCAAUGUACAUCGUGCCAUUAUGAGUGCUUCCAGUUCAUAUUUUAGAGCGCAAUUCACCGGCUUCAAUUCAUCAUCAUCACCAGAGAAAAGUGACGAGAAUCGGUCAGUAUACAUACCAGGCAUGAGUGGAGCAAUUAUGGAGCAAUUGAUUCAGUAUGCUUACCUGCGCAAGUGCACCAUCAAUGCGGACAAUGUACAUGAACUACUCAUAUCGGCCGAUUAUGUGGGUAUGAUGGGACUGGUGACGCAGUGCAAGCAACAACUCGCUACAAUGUUAACGCCUGAGAAUUGUGUGAGCAUAAUGGGAUUCGCAAAAUUUCGCUUUCUUGAUGAUUUAUAUGCCAAAGCGCGUAACUAUCUGCUGCGCUACUUCAUUGUGGUUGCCGCUAAAAAUAAGGAUAUACUCGAAAUCGGUUUAAAGGAUUUCUAUGAUAUCAUUAGCGACGAUGAGCUGAAUACACGUGAGGAGGACCAUGUAUGGAAGUUGUGCAUCAAGUGGAUCGAUCGCGACCCAGAAAAUCGAAAGCAAUAUGUUGCACAGCUGAUGCAGGGUGUACGCUUGGGUUUGAUGACACCGAAGUGCUUCAUGGAAGAGGUGAAAGAGCAUCCGUAUGUGUUGCAGUGUGACGACGCCAAACCAUUGAUUGUUGAGACAUUUAAAUUUAUGUAUGAUUUGGAUAUAAUGAAUCCAUCAUCGGGCGAGCUCACAACACCACCAUUAGCAAUGCCACGCCUGCCACAUGAGGUCAUCUUUGCCAUAGGCGGCUGGAGCGGUGGCACUUCGAAGGGCUGCAUUGAGACCUAUGACACACGCGCCGAUCGUUGGGUGAAUAUACCAGCCGAGGAUCCAGCUGGACCGCGUGCCUAUCAUGGCACCGCCGUCAUUGGUUAUAAAAUCUAUUCGAUUGGUGGGUAUGAUGGCGUGGAAUACUUUAAUACAUGUCGGGUAUUUGAUGCGGUGCGAAAGAACUGGAAGGAGAUUGCGCCAAUGCAUUGUCGUCGCUGCUAUGUUAGCGUGGCUGAACUUAACGGUCUUAUCUACGCAAUUGGCGGUUACGAUGGUCAUAAUCGCUUAAAUACGGUCGAGCGUUAUAAUCCGAAGACAAAUCAGUGGACCGUUAUAACAUCGAUGAAUAUGCAAAGAUCUGACGCAAGCGCAUGCACGUUGAGGGGGAAAAUUUAUACAACGGGUGGUUUCAAUGGGCAGGAAUGUUUAGAUAGCGCCGAAUCUUAUGAUCCGGCCACCAACGUUUGGACGCGCAUACCCAAUAUGAAUCAUCGUCGUUCGGGCGUAUCCUGUGUGGCCUUUCGUGGACAGCUUUAUGUGAUUGGCGGCUUUAAUGGUACUGCGCGUCUAUCCACUGGCGAACGUUACGAUCCCGAUGCGCAAUCGUGGUCGUUUAUACGCGAAAUGAAUCACUCUCGUAGCAAUUUUGGACUAGAAAUAAUAGAUGAUAUGAUUUUCGCUAUCGGCGGUUUUAAUGGCGUCUCAACCAUUUCACACACAGAAUGCUAUGUGGCCGAGACUGAUGAGUGGAUGGAAGCGACCGAUAUGAAUGUAGUACGUUCGGCGCUCACAGCCAACAAUGUAGCUGGAUUGCCAAAUAAACGUGACUACAUACACAAGGAACGCGAUCGCUUGAUGGAGGAACGUCGUCAGCGGCUGCUAGCAAGCGCCAUGGCACGCGAUGCGGAGACGAUCUCCGUAUCGAAUGCCUCAGUGGAGACACAAGAUGCCGCUAUGGACGAUUACGAUAGCCCAAACGAGGAUGAUGAUGCCGACGAUGAGGUAGAUGCCGCUGCAGCGCUUGCACCGGUAAUUGAGGAUCGUCAUGAAGAUCAGCAUCCCGAUCCGAAUCGGCGUUUCCGCGUGCAAUUGAGAGCGCAACGUUUCGGUUCGCAACAUGAGAUACGAAGAAGGGCAUAAAGUAAUGCAUCAUAAGCGGUAUCUUCAAUUACGAAGUGAUAACAAAAUUUACAUAAAUGAGAAAUUCUUUGUAAUAUGAAUAAGUGAAUGUACCGGAUGAGGAA
This is a messenger RNA of Rhagoletis zephyria (snowberry fruit fly), 2693 nucleotides long. RefSeq names its product kelch-like protein 10 (gene klhl10). Lineage: Eukaryota; Metazoa; Arthropoda; Insecta; Diptera; Tephritidae. The record is from RefSeq and is a predicted model, not a curated record. Gene Ontology annotation, molecular function: protein binding.